CUCACAGGAAACGAUGCCCGACGCUGUCGAUUCUCCAGCCAAUCCCGGCACGCCUUGACCCAUCUUCCUCUCUUAUUGGGUGAACAGGAACGCGGCGAGCCGGAUGUUGUCAUUUUUGCAAGGGCCAAAAUAGGCAAGAUGGCGUCGAGCGGCGGGGAGCUUGGAGGCGUAUUUGACCACCACGUCCAGAGGGCUGUGUGCGACACGCGGGCCAAGUAUCGGGAGGGGCGGCGGCCUCGUGCUGUCAAGGUAUAUACAAUCAAUUUGGAAUCUCGGUACUUGUUAAUACAAGGAGUUCCUGCAGUGGGAGCAAUGAAGGAAUUAGUUGAGCGAUUUGCUCUAUAUGGUGCAAUUGAACAGUAUAAUCCUCUAGAUGAAUACCCAGCAGAAGACUUUACAGAAGUUUAUCUUAUUAAAUUUAUGAAUUUACAAAGUGCAAGGACAGCCAAGAGAAAAAUGGAUGAACAGAGUUUCUUUGGUGGAUUGCUUCAUGUGUGCUAUGCUCCAGAAUUUGAAACAGUUGAAGAAACUAGAAAAAAAUUACAGGAGAGAAAGGCUUAUAUAGCAAGAACUACUAAAAAUAAAGGAUGGAGCGAAGACCCUCAUGUUUGCCUGAACUGCAGCAGUGGGCCAAAACCCCUACAGAGGAUUAAAUCCCCCCUUGGAUGUGGAUUUUGAAAGUGAGAGUUCAAAAAUGUUAUGAAACCUGAAACCAUGAAAUUCCUAGAAGACAACAGAGGAACAAAGCUCUUUGGCAUGGGUCUUGGUAAUGGUUUCAUGGCUAUGACACCAAAAGCACAAGCAACAAAAUAAAAAAUAAACAAAUGGGACUAUAUCAAACUAAAAAGCUUCUGCACAGUAAAAGAAACCAUCAACAAAUGAAAAGACAACCUGUGGAAUGGGAAAAAAUACUUGCAAACCAUAUCAGAUAAGGUGUUAACAUCCAAAAUAUAUUUUUUAUUUUUUUAACAUAUUCAUUUUUUUAUUAUGUUAUGUUAGUCACCAUACAUUACAUCGUUAGUUUUUGAUGUAGUGUUCCAUGAUUCAUUAUUUGCGUAUAACACGCAUAGAACACGUAUAACAGUGCUCCAAUAACUCCUACAAUUCAAUAGCAAAAAACCCCAACCCAAUUAAAAAGUGAGCAAAGGACCUCAGUAGACAUUUCUGCAAAGAAGAUAAAUGAAAAGUCAACAGGUACAAGAAAAGAUGCUCAACAUCACUAGUCAUUAGGGAAAUGGAAAUUAAAACUGUAAUGAGAUAUCGCCUCAUGCCUGUGAGAAAGGCCAUCAUCAAAAAGAGAGCAAGAGAGAGAACAAAUGCUAGUGUGGAUGUGGAAGAAAGGGAACCCUAGUUUACUGCUGGUGGGAUUAUAAACCAGUGCAGCCGUUCUGGAACAUAGUACGGAGGAUCCUCAUAAAACUAAAAAUAGAACUGCCCUGUAAUCCGGCAAUUCUACUUCUGGGAGUAUAUCCAAAGGUAAUGAAAACACUAACUCAAAAAGAUAUCUGCACCCCCAUGAUCAUAGCAGCACUAUGUACAAUAACCAAGGUUUGGAAACGAUCUAAGUUUCUAUCGAUCAAUGAAUGGAAAAGGAAGUUGUGGUAUAUAUAUAUUCAUGUAAUGGAAUAUUAUUCAGCCAUUUAAAAAAUGAGGAAAUCCUAUAAUUUGUAACCACACAGAUGGGCCUUGAAGGCAGUAUCCUAAGUAAAAUAAUUAAGACAGGGAAAGACAAUACUUUGUAAUCUCCCUUAUAUGUGGAAUCUGAAAAAACAAAAACCAAACCAAACCAAAGAAACAAAAAACCUGACAACAAACUCAUAGAAAAAGAGAUCAGCCUUGUGGUGACCAGAGAUGAGAGGGUUGAAGGAAGGGAAAUUAGAGGAAGAUGGUCAAAAGGUACAAACUUCCCAUAUAAGUUAAAUAAGUACUAGGGAAGUAAUGUACAACAUGAUGACUAGAGCUAACAAUGAUGUAUGAUAUAGAGAAAAGUUGUUCAGAGAGUGAAUUCUAAGAGUUCUUGUCACAGGGAGAAUUUUUUUUCCUUUCUUGUCUUUUUUUCCUUUUUUUUGUCUUCUUAUUGUAUCUGUAUGAGAAGAUGGAUGUUAGCUGAACCUAUUGUAGUAAUCAUUUCACAAUAUAUGUAAAUCAAACCAAUCUGUAUUGUCUUGA
Messenger RNA from Mirounga angustirostris (Northern elephant seal), 2169 nucleotides. It is a transcript of the gene RBM48, whose product is annotated as RNA binding motif protein 48. Gene Ontology annotation, cellular component: nucleoplasm. The coding region runs from base 139 to 678 and encodes 179 amino acids. The transcript has 5 exons. NCBI's taxonomy places the organism in Eukaryota, Metazoa, Chordata, Mammalia, Carnivora, Phocidae. Gene Ontology annotation, molecular function: nucleic acid binding. The record is from RefSeq and is a predicted model, not a curated record.